This is a messenger RNA of Momordica charantia (bitter melon), 1812 nucleotides long. RefSeq names its product cytochrome P450 93A2-like. Gene Ontology annotation, molecular function: iron ion binding; oxidoreductase activity, acting on paired donors, with incorporation or reduction of molecular oxygen; heme binding. The record is from RefSeq and is a predicted model, not a curated record. Lineage: Eukaryota; Viridiplantae; Streptophyta; Magnoliopsida; Cucurbitales; Cucurbitaceae.
UUUGUUAUAUAUAGAUUUAUCUACGUGGAUCAAAUAUUGCUCAUUUUUUAAAUACUACAUAUGGUUGGAGAUUAACCAUAAUUUUACAUCAUCAAUAGUUUUUCAACCAUGGCUGAUUUUUCAUCCUACCUUCUUCUUCUUCUUCUCCUUUUCUGGUUAUCCUACUUCCUCUUUCUCCGAUCAAUCUUCACCAGAACCCGGCCCAACAACCCCGGCCGGCAUCCCCCGAGCCCGCGGUCGCUGCCGGUGAUCGGCCACCUCCACCUCCUCGGCCGGAUCCCUCACCAAUCUCUCCACAAAUUAUCAUGCCAAUAUGGACCAUUAAUGCACCUCUUCUUCGGCUCAAAGCCUUGCUUGGUGGUGUCCUCUCCUGAAAUGGCUAAAGAGUUCCUCAAAAACCACGAAUCCUCCUUUCUGAACCGUCCCAUAAGGACCAACAUAAACUAUCUCACUUACGGCUCUGCGGACUUCACUUUUGCCCCCUAUGGACCCUAUUGGAAGUUCUUGAAAAAGCUUUGCAUGACGGAGCUCCUCGGCGGCCGCACUCUCGACCUCCACCACCCCGUCAGAGAGGAUGAGACGAGGCUGUUCCUGCAGCGGAUUCGUACACGGGCUCUUGCUGGGGCGGCAAUCGAUGUUGGAGCUGAGCUUUCCAGGUUGAUGAAUAACAUAAUCUCAAGAACGACGUUAAGAAGAAGAUGUCCGAAGGAAGACGAUGGAGGGGAAGAAGUGGGCAAAUUGGUGACGGAGAUGUGCGAGCUCGCCGGAGAACUCAACGUGGCCGACAUGAUAUGGUUGUGCAAGAAGUUAGAUUUGCAGGGGUUUAGGAAACGAGUCAGAGAUGUGAGGAAGAGGUAUGAUGAAAUGAUGGAGAAGAUAAUAAAGGAACAUGAAGAAGAGAGGAAGAGGAAGAAGGAAGAUGGAGUUAAGGAUUUGCUUGAUAUUCUACUUGACAUUUAUGAAGAUCAAAGCUCAGAAAUCAAACUCACUAGAGAUAAUAUCAAGGCUUUUGUUAUGAACAUAUUCGGCGCCGGAACGGAAACAUCGGCGGCGGCGACAGAAUGGGCACUGGCGGAGCUGAUCAACAAUCCGUCCGCCAUGGCCAAAGCAACCGAAGAAAUCGACGCCAAAAUCGGAAAAACCAGACCCCUCCAAGAAUCCGAUCUCCCCAAUCUCCCUUAUCUCCAAGCCGUCGUUAAAGAGACCCUCCGCCUCCACCCCACCGCGCCGCUCCUCGUCCGGGAGGCCACGGAGCCCUGCGCCGUCGCCGGCUUCCACGUGCCGGAGAGCACGCGCCUGCUCGUCAACGUCUGGGCCAUCGGGCGGGACCCGGCCCACUGGGACGACCCGCUCCAGUUCCGCCCCGAGAGGUUUCUCGGCGAAAAUGGGAGAGCCCACCACCAGCACAGAUUUGAUCUGAUGCCGUUUGGGAGCGGGCGGCGGAGCUGCCCCGGCGCCGCGCUGGCUCUGCUGCUGGUCCCGGCGGUGCUUGGUGGGCUGAUUCAGGGCUUUGAGUGGAAGGUUCAUGGCGGCGGCAGCGGUUGUGCUAUCGAUAUGGAAGAGGCCGCCGGAAUCUCUCUCCGGCGAGCUCGUUCUUUGGUUUUGAUCCCGGCGCCUAGGCGCUCCCUCCCUUCUUUUCCAUAUUGACUACUGGUCACAAAGUUUGUGUCAGUAAUUAAUGUUUUGAAAUGUUUUAAUUAUGUCUUAAAAAUUUGAAUUGUAUCGAAGGUAUAAUUUUUAAGUCUUCAUUGUAUGUGGCGGGGAUCGAACCUACAAUUUCUUAGUUUGAGAUAUAUAUCAAUUAUCAUUGAA